Molecule: messenger RNA, 921 nt
Organism: Naegleria lovaniensis
Lineage: Eukaryota; Heterolobosea; Eutetramitea; Acrasida; Naegleriidae
Exons: 1
Coding region: 1-921 (306 amino acids)
Source: RefSeq, a predicted model, not a curated record
AUGAUAACCCGACAUUUAAUCUUAUAUCACCUGGUAUUUUUUGAUGAUGAAGAUUUAUCUAGCCAAUGGGUGUAUUACAAAAUUGCAAACCCAAACCGAGAUUUACGCAGCAUUAGUGGAAUUGUAGAAGCUUGUUCAGGAAGAGUGAAUAUAUUCUUUAAAGAAUGUGUCCAGCAGUGUGAUGAUAGCAACAAGUGGGCUCCCAACAACACCAAUUUUGAUAGGAAAUUUGUUACGGAGCCAACAUCUUAUUAUCAACACUCAGUAGGGAUUUGUGAAUCAGAUCCAAACUCAAAAUGCUCUGUGGCCACGAUAUAUUAUCUUGGUAUCAUACCAAUUACAGAAUCCUCAUCGAUCAGAAUUUCAGUUCAAGGGUUUAACAAUGAAGGAAAAGUGGAUUUGAUAACAACCGAUAAUAGAGAUAUUAGCUUUGACGUCUUGUCAAGACGAGGCACUUUUAGCACACCAACGUACUGUAGCUCCACGAAUGAAGCAAGAGGUUGCUCUAAUGAGCUUGUUCCAACGCCGUCGUACCUGUUUUGUGCCGUGUUGAUAAAGAGCCCUCAAAAAAUCAAUGCUGCUUCAGUUUGUGGAUGUAGAUUGGGAGAUAAUCUCAGCAUUACGCAAUGUAUAUCGUCCAACAUGACAGGCCUAACAGAGUGUACUCUUGACAAGGGAAGCUUUGAAAAAUUAGAGAAAGAGGAGUACUUUUUGAAUGUGGUUGUGGAAAGAGAAGACGUCCCACCACUCAGAGCGUUUGCCUUUAAUCCAGCCGCAUUUACUUACGAUCCAACAAGCAACGUUGUUGGUGUGGUAGUUGGAGUUUUGUUUGUGUUCAUUGCUGGUUCGAUCGUAAUGACGACCGUGGUGAUGGCAGUGAUCCUGUAUCGGAAAAAGUACUCUUCCUAUCAAGCCAUCUAA